Molecule: messenger RNA, 672 nt
Organism: Zea mays
Lineage: Eukaryota; Viridiplantae; Streptophyta; Magnoliopsida; Poales; Poaceae
Exons: 2
Coding region: 1-672 (223 amino acids)
Source: RefSeq, a predicted model, not a curated record
AUGGUUGGAAAUAAGAAGGGAAAGAAUAAGGCUUCACAAAAAGAUUUGAAGAGCUAUUUUAGCCAAGGUUCCAGUGGCUCAAGUCUAAGUACUCAUGGCAGCGGCGUAGUUGCUAUUGUAGAAGAUGUGCCUUUAGAAGAAAAUGUCUUGCCAUCUGUAGAACAUGAUGAAGAAGAAGAACAAGUUCAAGAAGGUAUAACUGACUUCAACCCGGAUCACAUUAUUUCUGAUCCGGGUCUUCGUAUUCCAAUCGAAAGAUUUUAUGCAAAUAUUAGAGAUGAAGUUAGGAGAGCUUUUAUAGCUAAAGGUCCAACCCAACCAACCGGUCAUAGAUUUCCUCCAUCAAGUGAUAAAAGGAGCUUUCAGAAAAAGUGGUUUAGUCAAUAUAGUUGGUUGGAAUAUAGUGUGGAGAAGAAUAAGGCAUAUUGCUUCUAUUGCUACCUUUUUAAGAAUGAUCGAAUGGAUGACAAAUUUGGUUAUGAUGCCUUUACAAAAGCUGGGUUCUCACAAUGGAAAAAUGCUUAUCUUGCACUUCCAAAACAUGUUGGUGGGCCUAGUAGCAUACACAAUGUUGCAUCAACAUCAUUUCAUGAUUUUGAUAACCAAAGGUCAAGCAUAAAACAUAAGGUUUCAAGUUAUAGCAAAGAUGCAUUGAUCAAAUAUGAGAAGUGA